AUGGUAGAGGAUCCGGACCCAACUUCGAACAAUAACCAACCCAAACCCAUUCACACAGCACCCUUAAACUCCACCCCGCCAACGACUCCACCAACCACCAACGACCCUCUCGUCCCCCUCUCAGACACGAUGAUUUCAGAAUCACAUCCCCCAUACACACGUUCACGUCCAGAUCCGAAUCCACCGACUAAAGCAAGCCUCAAGGCGUGGUGGAACCAUUUUACUUUUGCCCAGAAGGAGAAGGCGAAAAGGGAGGGCAAGGCCCUUUCUGCCUAUCGAAGUCCAGACAACGCCCCACAUCCCGUUUUUGGGAAACCCUUGAAGGAAAGCUUAAGCCACGCCAGCGUGCAGAUCUCCACCGCAAACUCAAAUGGAGAGUUGUACGUUUGGGGUUACAUCCCCGUCGUGGUGGCCAAAUGUGGGUUGUAUCUCAAAGAGAAUGCUACGGAAGUUCCGGGCACGUUUCGCGUCAACGGGUCAAGUCGAAGAAUGCGCGAUCUUCAAGCUUCGUUUGAGACUCCCCCACGUUAUGGCAAAAACCUCGAUUGGAAACAAGAACAUUACACGACUCACGAUGUGGCGAGCGUCUUUCGAAGAUACCUCACGCAAAUGCCCGAACCUGUAAUACCCCAUGAUAUGUACCAUCAUUUUCGAGACGCGCUAGCAAAAGAACCAUUUAAUCAAGAAGAGGUGAUCUCUACAUACAAGUCGCUCAUUCGCAAGAUGCCAAGAGCAAACCAAUAUCUCCUUCUCUAUGUCCUCGACCUACUAUCUGUGUUUGCAAGGAAGAGCGAGAAGAAUCUUAUGACGGCUACCAAUCUAGCAGUCAUCUUCCGUCCCGGCCUGAUCUCGCAUCCAAAUCACGAGCUGUCGCCACAAGAACAUGCACUCAGCCAACGCGUGUUAGAAUUCCUCAUUGCCCAACAAGACUGGUUUAUGUUAGACAUACCACCGCCACCUAAUAGUACAGUUAGAAGGGAAGGACCAUUGGGACGUAGGGAUACCGGCCAAAGUCAAAGUGGGCCAAGUACGCAACCAUCUCAUGGGCAGCAGGUCGGGGGUAGCUCGUCAUCGUUAGGACAUCGGCAGACUGCUGAGAGUUCUGCACCAGCUGGCUAUGUCCGGUCGGACACAACACCAACGACCGGCGUUGGCGGAAUGAUGCCCAGAUCGGUUAUGGAGGAACCUUGGACAGGAGGCAGUGGGGCAUCAGAUGUCGAUGAUAUCAUGGUGAUUCCAAGUUCGGACGAGGAGUAUUCGCAUGUUGGCGGGGGAGGAUGGAAGUUGGUGCCGAGAGCUCUUGCUGGCGAUAAAGAAAGGAUCAAGGCGAUGAGGAGACGGACGACGACAGACAAGCAUGAUGAUCCGCCAGAUCGGAUGGCGUUCGGCGCUCUGGCAGAGGGUGAUAUGGACGACUCGCCGUCAUUGGAGAGUUCUACGGUGCCAGAGCAUGGUCAUGGUGGUGGCGUUGGUCCCUUAAGUGUUACCAGAAGUCGGACGUUACCAUCUCGAAGGAAGGGCGGUGGGGAAGGCGAAGAGAAGGAACAGAAGGAAAAGGAAAAGGCGCGCGUGUUGAAAAAACAGCGGAGAGUGUCAGCGGCUUUGGGAGGUCAGGGGCAACAGGGCAAUUGGACUUCGUAA
Messenger RNA from Laccaria bicolor S238N-H82, 1641 nucleotides. RefSeq names its product rho GTPase-activating protein. Gene Ontology annotation, biological process: signal transduction; activation of GTPase activity; regulation of fungal-type cell wall organization. Gene Ontology annotation, cellular component: cell cortex. The transcript is spliced from 10 exons. Gene Ontology annotation, molecular function: GTPase activator activity. The coding region runs from base 1 to 1641 and encodes 546 amino acids. The record is from RefSeq and is a predicted model, not a curated record. Lineage: Eukaryota; Fungi; Basidiomycota; Agaricomycetes; Agaricales; Hydnangiaceae.